Saccharomycopsis crataegensis is the source of this 681-nucleotide messenger RNA. Its product is annotated as Hsp20/alpha crystallin family protein. The transcript has a single exon. NCBI's taxonomy places the organism in Eukaryota, Fungi, Ascomycota, Saccharomycetes, Ascoideales, Saccharomycopsidaceae. The record is from RefSeq and is a predicted model, not a curated record. Bases 1 to 681 code for a protein of 226 amino acids.
AUGUCAAACGGUUUCUUCAAUGACCCAUUUUUCCAUGACCCUUUCUUCACUAAUGAUCCAUUCUUUUCACAAAUGGGCACCCGUGAUAGAAGAAGAAUAGAUCCAAAUCAGAACCAUUUCCCUGGUCAAAACCAAAUGAUUGGACCCACUAAUAAUCAUGGCAUGAUGAUGCUGAUGAUGCCAUCGCCAAUGGACCUUCACCAGCAAAUGAUGUCAACGAUGAUGGACCACAGUAAUGGCAUGAUUAGUGGAUUCCAAAACAAUAGUUAUUUCUUUGGCGGUAACUCUCCUGGAACAACUAGACCUAGUACCGGACAAAUCAAGACCCAAGUGGCCAGGGAUCAUUAUACCCUCACAUUGGAAAUUUACAACUUGGAUAAAUCUUCCCUUGAUCUUCAUGUAGACCCAUACUCUAAACAAGUUAUGGUUUCGGGAUCCGUUAGAAACGAGGUCAAUCAGAAUGGCUUCCAUAGUGUCAGUACCGAACUGUUCCAGCAAUCUGUUGGAUUGCCGGUGACCGAGCCUAACGAGUUAAUUGAUGAUCAAAACGUUGUGGUGCAGUAUGAGAAUAAUGUAUUGACUAUUGAAAUUCCAAAAGUAUCAAUGAAGCUGUUACCAGGGAAUGAUGAACCAGGGAAUGAUGAACAGUAUGAUGUUGGUCGCAUUGAGGAAAUUCCAUGA